This is a messenger RNA of Staurois parvus, 581 nucleotides long. NCBI's taxonomy places the organism in Eukaryota, Metazoa, Chordata, Amphibia, Anura, Ranidae. The record is from the annotation of a GenBank genome assembly.
GAGCUCCUGAGAGCGACCCAUUCACCAAUGUUUGUAGAAGCCGUCUGCAUGUCUAGGGGCUUGAUUGUAUACACCUGUGUCCAUGGAGGGGAUUGGAACACCUGAAUCCAAUGAUUUGGAGGGGAUUGGAACACCUGAAUCACAUGUUUGUGAUUGGAAUACCUGAAUCACAUGAUAUGGAGGUGAUUGGAACAUCUGAAUCCAAUGAUUUGGAGGGCAUUGGAACACCUGAAUCACAUGAUAUGGAGGUGAUUGGAAUACCUGAAUCACAUGAUAUGGAGGUGAUUAGAAUACCUGAAUCACAUGAUAUGGAGGUGAUUGGAAUACCUGAAUCACUUGAUAUGGAGGGGAUUGGAAUACCUGAAUCACAUGAUAUGGAGGUGAUUGGAAUACCUGAAUCACAUGAUAUGGAGGUGAUUGGAAUACCUGAAUCACAUGAUAUGGAGGUUUGGAAUACCUGAAUCCAGUGAUUUGGAGGUGAUUGGAAUACCUGAAUCCAAUGAUUUGGAGGUGAUUGGAAUACCUGAAAUCACAUGAUUUGGAGGUGAUUGGAAUACAUGAAUCCAAUGAUAUGGAGGUGA